CGGCGGCUCCCUGAGGGAGGAUGAGCGGCGGGCGGCAGAGCUCUUUGCCGCAGGCCUGGUGGGCGGCGGGCGGGAGGAAGGAGAAGGAGGAGAAGGAGAAGAAGGAGGAGAAGGAGGAGAAGGAGAAGGAGGCGGGUUUCUGUGAGGUGGCGGGGUCCAUUUGGAUCUACCCCACCAACUACCCGGAGCGCGGUUACCAGCUGCGCAUGGCCCGCGCCGCCCUGACGGGCAACACGCUGGUCUGCCUGCCCACCGGGCUGGGGAAGACCUUCGUGGCCGCCGUCGUCAUGUACAACUUCUACCGCUGGUUCCCCUCCGGCAAGGUGCUGUUCCUCGCCCCCACCAAGCCGUUGGUGGCUCAGCAGAUGGAGGCCUGCGCCCGCCUCAUGGGCAUCCCGGCCCGGCACAUGGCCGAGAUGACAGGGGGAACCCAAGCUCUGGGUCGGAGGGAGCUGUGGACUACCAAGAGAGUCUUUUUCCUUACGCCUCAAAUAAUGGUGAAUGAUCUUUCUCGUGGGACAUGUCCUGCUGUAGAGAUUAAAUGCUUGGUUAUUGAUGAAGCCCACAAAGCCCUUGGAAAUCACGCCUACUGUCAGGUUGUAAGGGAACUAAGCAAACAUACAAAUCAGUUUCGGAUCUUGGCCCUAAGUGCCACACCAGGCAGUGAUACAAAGGCUGUGCAGCAAGUUGUUUCCAAUUUACUCAUUGCUCAGAUAGAGCUAUGUGCUGAAGAUUCUCCAGAAAUUCAGCCUUAUUCUCAUGAGCGACAAAUGGAAAAAAUUGUUGUCCCACUCGGUGAAGAAUUGGUAGAAAUUCAGAAUGCUUACAUCCAGGUGCUAGAAACAUUUGCUGGACGCCUGAUCAGAAUUGGAGUUUUAGCAAGGCGGGAUAUUCCCAGCCUUACAAAGUACCAGAUAAUUCUAGCAAGAGAUCAAUAUAGAAAAAACCCUUCUUCACAGAGUGUGGGAAUUCAUCAAGGCAUAAUUGAAGGAGACUUUGCACUUUGUAUCAGUUUAUAUCAUGGUUAUGAGCUGCUUCUGCAAAUGGGACUACGGUCCUUAUUUAUCUACCUUUGUGGAAUUAUGGAUGGAUCAAAAGGAUUAACCCGUACGAAGAAUGAACUUGGUCGCAAUGAAGACUUCAUGAAGCUGUAUCAGCAGCUUAGAGACAUGUUUUCAGACACACCUCUGGCUGUAGUGAAUGGAAAUGUUUACAAGAGUAAAACAGUGUUUGAAAAUAAAAAGGAAUUUAUCUACAGCCAUCCAAAAUUAAGGAAAUUGGAAGAAAUUGUAACAGAACACUUCAAAUCCUGGAAAAAGGGAUGUUCUGAUCAAGUCAUGACUGAAAGCACACCUGUGGAUGCCACGGACACCAGAGUGAUGAUCUUCUCAUCGUUUCGAGAUAGCGUGCAAGAAAUUGCAGAAAUGCUUUCCCGGCUCAGUCCAGUAGUCAGAGUAAUGACAUUUGUUGGCCACUCCACAGGAAAGAGCACGAAAGGCUUCACACAAAAGGAACAACUUGAGGUGGUGAAACGCUUUCGCGAAGGUGGCUAUAACACUCUGGUCUCUACCUGCGUUGGGGAGGAAGGCUUGGACAUUGGAGAGGUUGAUCUCAUCAUCUGCUUUGACGCUCAGAAGAGUCCGGUUCGCCUUGUGCAGCGGAUGGGCCGGACGGGGCGCAGGCGGCAGGGCAGGAUCGUGGUCAUCCUCGCCGAGGGGCGGGAGGAACGGACUUACAAUCAAAGCCAGUGUAACAAAAGGAGCAUCUACAAAGCUAUUUCAGGAAACAAAAUGCUUCAUUUCUACCAGCAUAGUCCACGUAUGAUUCCAGAAGGCAUAAAUCCAAAGUUGCAUAGAAUGUUUAUUACUGCUGAAGAAUAUGAACCAAGCAAUUCGAAAAUGCUUUCCAAAAAGAGAAAAUCUAGUUCCCUCCAGCAUAAAUCUGCUCUCUUUUCCUGUGUCACCGGCCAAAGGCAAAUGCACUGUCAUGAGAAUUGGGCUCUGUCACCUGAGGAAUUUGACAUAUGGGACAGAUUUUACAGGAUUAAGGAAAGUGAUGGAGUAAAGGAACCGAUACUGCCUCAAAUUCAGUUUGAAGCCUUUGAAAACCUCGAAGAAAUAUCAAAGCAUGAAGAGAAGGCAACUCAUGAACUUUCCCUGUCUGAAUGGAGAAUUUGGCAGAAUCAUCCUUUUCCUACAUUCAUGGUUGAUCACUCAGAUCGUUGCUACCAUUUUAUCAGUGUUAUGAAAAUGAUAGAACUGAUGAGAGAUGAAAAGGGAGAUAGCAGCUAUGAACUGGAGAUUCAGCCUCACUUACAUAUUGAAGACGUUAAUGUUCGAAGGAAUAAAAGUCAUCUUUCCACGGCCAGCUCCGCGUUUGAUCAGGAAGCAUGCUCAUCUAGAAAAGACAUGGCACGUGAAUCAAAAGUAAAACCAUUUUUACCUGAUACUAAUGAUAAUGGGAGUGAAUUCUUUACCACAUUUAAAUUAACAAAACCAAAGACUCCCGAAAGAACUUCUGGAUUAAAAUCAGAAGUGCCUGUGUUUCCUACAAAUACUAAUACUUCAGCUUCCUACUCAGCAAGAAGGCUUGCUCUGGUUGAAAGUAUUGACCAGGCCAGUCAAAAGGGUGUGGAACUAGAAGUGACAUUUGAUUUAAAUGAACAGAUUGACCUGUGUGACAACAGUGAAAGUACUAUAAUUCAUGGAAGUGCAGCAACAGAGGAAUACAAAACUGUAGAUAAAGCUUGUAGGUCACUGGGGAUGUACCGUGCAGAUUCGGAUUAUAGCAGCUUCACAGUUGAGAAAUCACCUGUGUCCUCUGACUUAUUUUAUCUUCCUGAAUCAUACGUGGAUUCAUUUGCACUUGUGAGACCAUCUGAGGAGACUUCUUGGUUAAAACAAGUAUUUUCCCAUGUGAAAAAGCUUUUACUGCAGUCUCCUCCCUCUUUAAAUAAAAUUGAUGAUUUUGAAAACAUGACGAGAAAUGAAGAAACAACAUGUCCUUUUCAAAAAGUCCUUUCUGACAGUUGUUCAGUGAGGCAGCAGGACAAAGUGUUUCCUGCAUCCUCGGAAGUUGCUCGUUCACUGCCGCUCCCCGAAAACCCUGAACUGCAAGUCACCAGCGAGUCGUGUGCUCCCGUAAGCACCUGUUUUACAAAACCUGUAUCGUCUUCUGAGGCUGCUGUUGUUAAAGCCGAAGAGGAGCUUCACUGGAAUGACAGCUUUGAUAGUCUGUUUGACAACGAAAUAUUCGCUGAAAUUCAAGAGAAAACUCCAACAAUAAAUCACAGUCUGACAAAUAACCCUUCAAGUAAGUAUUUUGUUCAAAAAACUAAAGACGAUCUUGAAGCGAAUGAGAAAAAUGUGAUGACCGAGGAAGAAAAGCGUAUACGUUUAUUUGCAGAUGACUACAUUUAUGACACAAAUAAUGGAAGUUUUCCUAUGAGCCAUAAGCAUUUAGUCAGGUCAGAUUCAGGUGAGAGUGUUAUUUGGCCAGUUGCAGAGCGAGGCUCCGAGCGGUUUCCCCCAGAGGUGUGCUGCGUGAGCGGCCACCAGGCCGGCAAGGGGCAGCCAAUAAGCUGUAAAACCACGGACACAUCGGGUGGUAUUAGUGCGACCGAGCAGUUUCUGGAUGACGAUGAUCUUUAUGACAGUUCUCAAGAACUGUUUUCUGUUAACUUUGAUCUGGGAUUUUCCGUCAAAGACUGGGAGAACGAAAUCUUUGAAGAAAAUGUAGAUACUGAUAAUACCAGAAAACUAAACGGUGCCUCAGGGAAUCGUGCUGAUGUUAGAUCCACUGAAGACAAAAAAAAAUUACUGAAUGAUAGCUCCGGACUUGAAACAUGGCCCAAACAGGCUUGCAAAAGUCUCGGGAGGAGAGACAUUCCCACACCAUCGCCAUUCCAGAGCGGGAGCGCGGACGCUAGAGGAGGGACCGAGGACGCCGGCGCUGCAGUGCCGAUCUGGAAGUCGGGAGACAGAAGAACGGGAAGGGGGUCACCUGAAGCUUUGGCUUCUGCAUUUUCUACCCCAACAAGUAGAAAGGUUAUGAAUACUAAAGCUCUCAGAAGAAUUCCUACGAAUGCCUUCUCCAGCGCCAGGGAGGAAAUCCCAGAGGAGCCGCUUACGGGUGAAGUAAAUAAAAGCCCACGUAGGCAGAACUUUCGGAGUUCAGCCACGGGCGCACGUGAUGCCCCUUUAGGAAGAACUGAAAGCCUGGAAGACACCAACCUUGGUGGUUCGUGUGGGUCUCCUGCUGAAGGAACCGGCAGUGACAGUGAAGAAGAGAUCGUUUUCCAGAGAAAAAAUAGGAAAAAAAAGAAUGUUUUGAAGUCUCCUGAUGUUGUGAAUGAUAGUGAUUUUGAAUCGCCGAUUCGUGCCAUCCGAAAACGCCGACACCCACUUAACGUGUCAGAUGUGUCCAGUGAUGACAGCGCAGACUUUCACAAGAGCUCGAGUAGGACCACAAAGAGCAGCUCAGCAGCCCGUAACAGACAGCAGCGAAGAAGUACGAAACGGCAGAAGGUCAAGAGCAAUUUUACCUACAAGAAUGCAGCAAGGCAGUUCUUAGCUGAAGAAGCUGAGCUGUCCCAGCAAGAUGCAGAAGGUGUCUCCUCUGAUGAGAGCGUAGAUGAAGAGAACGAGCUGAACUCCUCACUGGCUCGGUUCCUGAAUGACGACGUAGAGGUCACGCAAGUGUUAAACGACUGUGAGAUGAAAGGAGUUUACCUGAAAUCCGUGCGCAGUCCAGCUCUUGGCAGUAGAUACAAAAUGGUUCAUCGUGAAUUCGACAGCACGGCGUUUUUCUCACAGAUUCCCGAGCAAGACCAGGCUUAUGUGGAAGACAGUUUCUGCAUCGGAGAGGAGGAAGAGGAAGCGUGCAAAACCAGUGAAUCUAGUGAGGAGGAAGUGUGCGUUGAUUUUGAUCUCCUAAAUAAUGAGAGUUUUACUAGCGGAAGAAAACAAUACCUCACUCGCCGCAGGAAAAAGUUAAAGCAGGCCAGGCCAGAAGAGGCCUCCUCUGUCCCAGUCCGGAAGAAGAAACCGUCCCGAAUUAUUGUUCUCAGUGAUUCCAGCGGGGAAGAAACAAGCGUCAGCAACGAGCAGCCCGUGCAAACAGACCGCUUCAGGGCAGAACAGGAAAAUGCAAAGUCACCCGAGUCGCCGCCUCCAGCCUCUUCUGAGCAGCACAGAAAAACUGCUGGGGCGAUCGCUGCUCGUCACUCUGCGGAGGGUAAGAGCCAGACGCUGCUUGGCUUGAAAGCUUCCGUGUCGGAAAUGCUGGAUUUUCACCCGGACCAUCGAGCGAGGAGCGCACGCCUUCCACCAGCUGCCACGAGCUGUGCUUCGGGGAAGGAGGAUCUCCGGGCUCCCACUGAGGUGGAAAGUUCGCCGAAGAACACCUGCAGGAGCACCUCAGUUCCACCUUGUUCUGCUUCCACAAACCCCGCUUCAGCUUCAGCUCCCUUCCCACCUGACUCUCUGGAGAAGACACCUCCCCUCUGUAUUCUGGUAGACAGCCGCGAGAUCUCCUCCGGAGCAGAGGUGAUUUCUUCCUUGAGGGCCGACCACGGAGUGAAGGUGCAGGUUUGCUCGCUGAGCAGCAGCGAUUACGUCGUGAGCAACCGCAUGGCCGUGGAGAGGAAAUUCCUGUCAGAAUUGCUCAACUCUGGGAACAGGAGUAAAAUCAGCCAGCGGAUCCAGCGCCUGCAGAGCAUGUUUGAGAGAACGUGUGUGAUUGUGGAGAAGGACAGGAUUAAAACAGGAGAGGCGUGGCGCUCUUUCCAGAGGACGCAGUACUACGACGGCGUGCUCUCAGCCUUGGUCCGGGCUGGGGUCCGCGUUCUUUUCAGCUCUUGCCAAGAGGAGACGGCGGGUUUGCUCAAGGACCUGGCCUCGGCGGAGCAGAGGAAGAACGCCGCCAUCCGCGUGCCAACCGAGGUGGAGGGCCGCAAACGGGAGGCGCUCAACUUCUACUUGAGCAUUCCCGACCUCGGCUACCUGGCUGCUCUCAACAUGUGCCACCACUUCGCCUCCGUGAGGCAGGUGGCCAACAGGUUGCUCAGGCUCCGGCUCACCCCGCCGUGCCCGCAGCCCACUGGCAGCCCCCCCUCAGGUGCCCUCUGCUCUCUUCCAGCUCCCCCGCCGCCCUCGCCGCCGGCGCCCGCGUCAGCCCGCAGAAGGCCGAGGAGAUCUACCGCUACCUCCGCCACGGAUUUGAGGUGCAGAUGCUGCCCCAGAACCUCGGCGCCAAGGGGGGGAGAAACGCCGCAGCUGCCAGGAGCUGAGGGCAGGGAGACGCGGCCUCGCCACCCCCCGGGCUGUUCUUGAAAUGCACUUUACUGAAGUUUUCCUUCCCUGUAAAAUAUGUAAAUAAACCCCGCGGGGCUUUGGCACGCUCCGACCGACCCCCUGCCUGGCACCUAAGGCGAGGCUGUGCCUCCGGGGCUGGGUACAGUCAUUCCAAAACUUCUUUAAAAAUUAGAAUAAAGGCUGAAAUGUUUUGGCAAA
Tyto alba (common barn owl) is the source of this 6512-nucleotide messenger RNA. RefSeq names its product FA complementation group M (gene FANCM). The record is from RefSeq and is a predicted model, not a curated record. Gene Ontology annotation, molecular function: four-way junction helicase activity; ATP binding; four-way junction DNA binding. Lineage: Eukaryota; Metazoa; Chordata; Aves; Strigiformes; Tytonidae. Gene Ontology annotation, biological process: replication fork reversal; interstrand cross-link repair; double-strand break repair via synthesis-dependent strand annealing. Bases 21 to 6332 code for a protein of 2103 amino acids. The transcript has 23 exons.